AUGAAGGAACCGUUCGAAGGCGCGAUGCCGGACCAGGAGCACUACAGUCUGCGGUGGAACAACCACCAGAGCCACAUCCUGCGGGCGUUCGACACGCUCCUGCAGACGAAGACACUGGUGGACGUGACGCUGGUGUGCGCGGAGACGAGCAUCCGGGCGCACAAGGUGGUGCUGUCCGCCUGCUCGCCCUUCUUCCAGCGCGUGUUCUCCGAGACGCCCUGCAAGCACCCGGUGAUCGUGCUGAAGGACUUCCGGGGCUGGGUCGUCCAGGCGAUCGUGGACUUUAUGUACCGGGGCGAGAUCAGCGUGCCGCAGGAGCGCCUCUCCGUCCUGAUCCAGGCGGGUGAGUCGCUGCAGGUCCGCGGCCUCGUCGACCACCCCGUGGCGGGCCCGAGCACCCCAACGCCCGCCCAGUCCCCGGAGGACUUCAGUCUGUUGGACAUUUCGCCUCCGCUCACGUCACCAGCAGGCCCACCGGCGACCACCCCGAAGCUACUCCGACCCCCCCAGGUCUUCGCCGACCCGUCCCUCAGCCUCCCGACAGCGACCGCGGCCGAUCUGUGCACCUCGCCGAUGCCCCGCCGAAAGCAAGCGCGACCGAGGAGACGUUCGGGUGAGUGCGGCCCGCAGGACCUGAGCAGUAAACCCUCCACGCCGGUACCUCCGGUUCCAGUGCCCAGUGCUGAUGAUCGGGAGGGGGCCAAGGACGAACGGGGGCCACUGCGGGACGACGAGCUGGGAGAUCUGGACCUGGACCUGGAUGACGACGACAUCGACGAGCUGGAGGAAGGGGAGGAGGAGCUGGACGAGGAGGACGAGCUGGAGCUGGACGAGGACCACCUGAAGCGUAUCCUGCGCCGAAGUCAGUCCGUCGACGAGAAGCUGACCAAGGAACAGGAGCAGGACGAGGAAGAAGCGCGUGUGGAGUCCCGCGGAAGUGGGGAGAGUGGCGAGGUCACGCGGAGGUCACGGUCGUUGCAGAAGCCACGAAAGGGUGGGUCGAAGGGGGCGGGUGAUGCCCGUGAUGCUCCCCCGCUGACGCCUUCGUCCUCGUCCGGAUCGUUCGGCGUGUCCGAUGGUCCGGAGAACCUCUGCAUGAAGAAGUCCUCGCCAGUGGGUGCAGCCCGGGAAGGGGGCGGGGCGGAAGGACGGGGUAGCGUCGGGGAUAGCCUCGUGUCGCCGGCGACGAAGGACUCCACGGCCGGUGGAGGAACCGGGCUGCUAUCGCUCAAGGACAUCCGGCACCUGAACCGGGCGGCCCUGAACCGCUCGCUCGGCUCCCUGUCGCCGCCGCCGUCGUUCGCGUCGGCCCUCAACAACAACCUGCACCCCGCUCUGAGCCUCAUGCACCACCACCACCACCACCACCAGCAGCAUCACCCGCAGGGUGAAGGGAAGCGCGUCAAGCUGGAGGACCGGGACGAGGUCGAGCGGUCGCUGCUGGCCGGCCACGACGAUAUGGAGCCGCCCCACUUCCUCGAUCACAUGGACCUGGCCCUCGGCACCCACCAGCACCCGCUCGCCCACCACGCCCACUCGGCACACCUGGCCGCGGCCGCCGCUGCCGCUGCAGCCGCCGCCGCCCAUCAGCAGCUCCAGGCCGAAGGAAGUGAGAACAACAACAGCACCAACAAAAAGAACAACAACAGCGGGGGCAACAAUCAUGGCAGCUUCCUGAACCACCAUCAUCACCACCAACAGCAGCAGCACCACCAUCCGCAGAACAGCAAACAUCCUCACCACCCACCACAUCAUCACCCACACCACCACCAUCAGCCGCAGCAGCAUCACUCGUCUAGCCCCGGAGCCCCUAGCCUGCCUCCCGGAGCCCCAGGACCUCCUGGCGGCAGCAACAACAGCAGCAGCAGCAGCAGCAAUACCGGAAGCAACACCGGAAGUAGUAACAACAACAACAACAACAACAACAGUCUGCACCACCCGCAUCAACACCCGCACCACGGUCUCAAGUCCGGAUCUUCGGCGGGCGGUGGCGGUGGAGGAGGAGGCGGUGGUGGACCGAAGGACUUUCUCCACAGUCCGACGCUCAACUUUCCGCCGUUCUUCAACCACUCCGCGGAGGGACCGGGACCGAGGCCGCCGCACUCGCCGCUGCCCUUCCCGCACCUGCCGUCGGUGUCGUCGCUCACCCUCACCCCGCCCCACAUGUUCGGUCUGGACUCACCGCUGGGCCUGUUUCCGCCCGGUAUGGACCCGGGCAAAAUCUACAGCCCCCUGAUGGAAAUGUCCGACCCGCGGAGCAUGCACCACGACGGGCCCCCGUUCCUGAAGAAGAAAAGUAAGUUGAAUCGACCGAAGGGACAACACUCGGCCCCGCGGGGAGGACCGCCACGGUCGUGGACGAACGCGGAGCUAACCGAGGCGCUGCAGCACGUCUGGAACAAGAAGAUGACGACGAGCCAAGCGUCACGGAUCUUCGGCAUCCCGUACAACUCACUCCUGAUGUAUGUGCGGGGCAAGUACGGCAAGAGCCUGAAGUUGGAGCAACUGCGCAAGGACUGCAUCAGCGGGCCACCGAUCGAGCUGCUCCAGAUGGGCGUUGGCAAUAGUUCCGGCAAGGACAAGAAGGACAGCGGCAACAAGGAUCAAGGAGGGGACCACCUGCAUCACCACGGUGGCCCCGGCCGAGAAGGCAGCAAUGGCAGCGGACCGAACGGUGGUGGUGGUGGUGGCGGUGGUGGCGGCGGAGGUGCCAGUGAUCUCCGGGGCCCUCGGUCGGUCUCGUCGGAACCGGAGCUACUGUCGAGCCCGAACCCACUGUUCAACCCGUUCCCGGGUGGGUUCUAUCCGGACUUCCCGGGCGGCUUUCCGGGACUUCCGCUCAGCAUGCUGAACCUGCUGCCCCCGGACCGGCACCCGCCCCACUCGCUCCCGUCGCUGGCCGUCGACGAGGACUGCAAGAGCGAUCGCUCGAAGCAAUCGCUGGACGAUGACUUCCCGCAACCGCUCGCCCUGAACCGGCCGGCCGCCGACCCGCUGGCCGACAGCCGGCGCGAGAUAUACCAACAGAACGGGCAGGACUAA
Messenger RNA from Anopheles bellator, 3042 nucleotides. It is a transcript of the gene lov, whose product is annotated as protein jim lovell. Bases 1 to 3042 code for a protein of 1013 amino acids. The transcript is spliced from 3 exons. The record is from RefSeq and is a predicted model, not a curated record. Gene Ontology annotation, biological process: regulation of transcription by RNA polymerase II. Gene Ontology annotation, molecular function: DNA binding; protein binding. Gene Ontology annotation, cellular component: nucleus. Lineage: Eukaryota; Metazoa; Arthropoda; Insecta; Diptera; Culicidae.